This is a messenger RNA of Alosa alosa (allis shad), 3839 nucleotides long. RefSeq names its product cilia- and flagella-associated protein 57-like. The coding region runs from base 82 to 3756 and encodes 1224 amino acids. The record is from RefSeq and is a predicted model, not a curated record. The transcript is spliced from 23 exons. NCBI's taxonomy places the organism in Eukaryota, Metazoa, Chordata, Actinopteri, Clupeiformes, Clupeidae. Gene Ontology annotation, molecular function: protein binding.
CUUCUGUGAACAUUCUUGUUCCAGCAUUUUCAUUCACUUACAUAAGUGAAGUCACUAGCUUUGACGUGACACAAUUUAGCAAUGGCUGCCUUGGUGGCCCAGUGUCACCACGUCUUUGGGCUGAGAACUGGAGUGGCCAACAACGUGUGCUGCGUUGAUGAGCAAACGGUCAUCUUCCCCUCUGGAAACAACUGUGUGCGCUACAACAUUGACCAAAAAUGUCAGAGAUUCAUACCAGGUCUGGAGAAAAGCCAAGGCAUGUAUGCACUGGCUAUCAGCCCAAACAAGCGCUACUUGGCCGUGUCAGAGCGCGGGGAGAGGGCGAUGAUCACGGUCUACGACCUGCAGCAUGAACAGUGCCGCAAGAGAAAAGUGCUUACGGGCGGCGACCUGGCUGUCUUUGAGUUUGUGUCCAUGUGCUUCUCCCCGGACUCUAAAUACUUCAUCGCACAGUCAGGUGGCCCGGACUGGAUGCUCUUGUACUGGAUGUGGGAGAGGCAAAAGGUCAUAACCACAGUCAAGACUACUAUCGUUCCUAAUCCCAUCUCUCAGGUCAGCUUCAGCCCUUAUGACAACACACAGAUCUGUGUAACUGGCUAUGGAGUCCUGAAGGUCUUCCGCUUCAUGGAGGGCAUCCUUAAACAGACCGCCUUUCAGAAACUGGACACCCAGAAUAUUCUGUGCCAUGCCUGGGUCUCAGAGGAGCGCAUUAUCGCAGGAACAGAGAAAGGCAGGUUGAUGGUGUUUGAGUCGGGCGACCUGCACUGGGACAUGAGUGUGGUCUCCAAAGCCUCCCAGGGCCCAGCAGACAACAAGUCCGGCUGUAGCAGGUCUGCCAGUCUGAAAAAGAAGGAGAUCCAGACGGAGAUGCCACGUGUUACAGUCAUCACAGCAUAUUCCAAAGGGUUUGCCUGCGCUGCUGGUCCCGGGAAAGUCCUGCUGUAUGAGAAAACUGAAGAAAAGGACCACUACAGGAAAACCAGAGAAAUCCGGAUUCCCCAGGACCCCUGCAGGAGCGACCCAGGCCGUGCUGAGCAGCAGCAGAUCAUGUCUUUGGUCAUCACCCCAACAGAGGAGACUGUGGUGACCAGCACAGACUUCAACCAGCUCUACAGCUUUACCCUGUCCACUGCGGAGAUGAGCAAGGGUGAGCUGGCCCACUUUGAGCACCUGUCCCACUCCUUCCACUCCGGAAGCAUCACCGGCCUGUCUGUCUGCAUACGCAAGCCCAUCAUCGCCACCUGCUCACUGGACCAGUCGGUGCGCAUAUGGAACUUUGAGACAAACAUCCUUGAGCUUUACAAGGAGUUCCAGGAGGAAGCCUUCUGUAUUGCUCUUCACCCCUCCGGCCUCUACGUGUUGGUGGGUUUCUCCAGUAAGCUAUGCCUGAUGAACUUGCUCAUUGACGAUAUCAGGCUCUUCAAGGAGUUCACCGUGCGAGGCUGCAGAGAAUGUGCCUUUAGUAAUGGUGGACACAUAUUUGCUGCUGUUAGUGGCAACAUCAUACACAUUUUCUCCACUACCACCUUUGAGAACAUCCUCAACCUGAAGGGGCAUAAUGCCAAGGUGCUCUCCAUCAUCUGGAGUGGCGACGACAGCCGUCUGGUGUCCUGUGGCAUGGACGGAGCUGUGUACGAGUGGAACACGCUGACAGGCAAGCGUGAGUCCGAGAGCGUCCUCAAGUCCUGCAGCUACACAGGGAUCAGCCUGUCACCCGACAACAAGUCCAUAUUCGUCGUGGGCACCGACUACACCCUCAAAGAAAUCCAGGACUGCCAGAUCUUGCGGGAGGUGAGCUCCGAGGACGUGACAUACACCAGCGUUGUCAUGUCCCGUUCCGGCCGAACUCUCUUCACCGGCACGUCCAUUGGGACGGUCCGAGUCAUCAGAUACCCGCUGUCUCUCCAGAGGGAGUGGAUCGAGUACCAGGCACAUGCUUCCGCUGUCACCAAGAUGGUGAUAACGUUUGAUGACCAGUACCUGUUGAGCGUGUCCAAGGACGGCUGUCUGAUCACCUGGAAGCUGAUUGAUAAGGAGGGCCGGGGCCUGAAGAGAGAUAAGGAGCUCUGCUACGCCGAGGAGAUCCUCAUCACCAAGACUGACCUGGAGGAGAAGAACCAGAUCAUGCUGGAGCUGAGGACGCGGAUGGAGGAGCUGAAGAUGGAGAAUGACUACCAGCUCCGUCUGAAAGACAUGAACUACAAUGACAAGAUGAAAGACCUGACGGAGACGUUCAAUCACCAGAUGGAGUCCCUGAACACCAAAAUCCAGAUCCUGAAAACAGAGAAGGGGCAGCUGGAAGCCAAACAUCAGGAAGUGAUGACUGAUUCUCAGAAAAAGCACAGUAAAGAGGUGCAGGAUUUAGAGUCCACCAGCAGCAAGAAGCUCCUUCUGGAAUAUGAGAAGUACAAGGAGUUGCAGGGGAAGUCGCAGAUCAUGCAGGCCAACUACAAGCUCCAGCUGCAGACCAUGGUGCAGGAGAAGGAGGCGGCGCUGCAGGGCCUCACGCUCUACUACGAGGGCACCAUGAAGGAGAAGGAGCUGCUGCUGGAGCAGUGCCAGGAGGAGGCGCGCAUGCAGCUCCGGGAGUUUGAGGAGUCCAAGAGGCAGAUGGAGGAGGACAGCGACCAUGAGAUCCAGGACUUACGUCUCCGCUACGAGCGCUUGCUCACCGAGGAGAGGGAGACCAACCUCAAGAUGAAGGGAGACACGGGCAUCAUUAAGAAAAAGUUCAGCAGCCUCCAGAAAGAGAUCGAUGAUAAGAACAUGCAAUUCGAACGGAUGAAGGGGGAGCAGAACAGGCUGCAGGCGGUGAUCAAGUCCAUGGAGAAAGACACGCAGACCCUGAAGAAGGAGAUCCUGGAGAGAGAUGAAACCAUCCAGGACAAGGAGAGGAGAAUGUAUGACCUAAAAAAGAAAAACCAGGAGCUGGAAAAGUUCAAGUUUGUGCUGGACUACAAGAUCAAAGAGCUGAGGAAGCAGAUUGAGCCGCGUGAAGACGACAUAAAAGAGAUGCGGGAUCAGAUCCAGGAGAUGGAGAAGGAGCUGGACUCCUUCCACACACAGGACAUCAAGCAGCAGCUGAACAUCAGCAAGCUCAGCGUCAAGCUCGCCGCCACUGAGAAUGAGCUGCACAAGGAGAUUCAGAGGGUGUUGGAUGGCCAGGCUUUGAUGAAGAGGUUUAAGACAGACCUCCAUAACUGUGUGGCUUUCAUCCAAGAGCCUCAGAGAUUAAAGCUCGCCAUCAAGGACUUACACGAACGCUACAUACAUAAAUCUGAUAUGAUGGACAUAGCAGGGCUUGACAAUGCCAUUCAGAUGGAGUAUGCCCGACACCAGGAACAUCUAGAGAGAAGCCUGGCCUCAAUGAAGCAGAAACUAGCCAGAACCAGCAUGGGCCACAGCACAGAAAAUGUGAAAAUCAUGCAGGAGAACGUGACCCUAAUCACAGAAAUUAACAACCUGCGAGGAGAGCUGCGGCUGCUGCGGUCGCAGGUCCACAACUACGAGACUCAGCUGAGGCUGAACAACAAGGGCCAGAAACAGCAAGCCGCCGAGGCCAAAGAUAACCUAGCACCCAGGUCCAGCAUACAUGAUGUAGUUCACCGUCUGAACCUCCAUGAUGAGAAAGAGAUGGUCAUUCAGCUCCAAAAGGUUGAAAUCAGACAGCUGAGACAGGAGAUUCGGGACAUGUCAGUAAAACACCCACACAGGCCACCAUCCAGCCCCAAGCUACCUUCCCUCGCCCAUUUGUAGUUCAUGUUUACACAUAGGCCUAUCCAUAUUGCUUUGUGGGACCACAGAGAUGCAAAAUUAUUAAAGUAUAUCAUGUGAAAAUA